Messenger RNA from Caenorhabditis sp. 36 PRJEB53466, 417 nucleotides. The record is from the annotation of a GenBank genome assembly. Lineage: Eukaryota; Metazoa; Nematoda; Chromadorea; Rhabditida; Rhabditidae.
AUGUUCGUCAUUAGCCGCUUGCACUUCGGCGUGUUCGGAUCGCGAGCAGAAAUUGCAAAUCUGAAGAAACAGUUUGCUCCAGGUGUCACCUACGUCAUCGACAUUGUGUCCGGAGAGAGAACCACGAGAACAGGCCGUCGGGUCCACGUUCGCUCCGCAGUCGUCGGGAUCGUUCACUUGGAAGAAGUGCUCACUAGAAGAAUUUCCGCUCUCCAGAAAACCGGUCGCCUUGUUUUCGACGAGGUGGCAAAUGAUGAAAUAGUUGUCGGAAUUGCGGGAGACAAAGAGGGAGAGCAGACGAAGGUAGCGAUGAUGAUUGCCAACUCGCACACUCCGAAUGAUCCGAAAGGAGUCUUCUACACAUCAAAAACUAUCGGUGACCAAAAAUUUAGAGAUGCACAACGCCUAGUUUUCUAG